AUGGUGCAGAAACACCUCCGCCGCCGCGACCCAAUUCCAAAGCUCACAUCAUCGAUUAUCUCUUUCUCUUCAUACCGUAUCUUAGCGAAAGAGGCGCACUUCUCAGAAGAUGUGAGAAAGAAACGCGUUGGUUCGAGCACGGGCACGUGCUGUCGUGCUUCGUUGUUGCCUGGUCACGUGAAGCGUGUCUACAUCCUCAGCUCAAAGUGUUCACACGUCCUGCAGCCUGCCUCCACUGCCGGCAAAGCACCCGCCUCCACUGCCGGCAAGGCACCCGCCAAGUCUGAGGGCUCGAAGGCCGCUAAGAAAACGGCGACUAAAAAGUCUUCCGCAGCCCCCGCUGACGGCGAGAAGAAGAAACGCAAGAAGGUUCGCAAGGAGACAUACUCGUCCUACAUCUACAAAGUCCUGCGCCAAGUCCAUCCGGACACGGGUAUCUCCAACAAGGCCAUGUCUAUCUUGAACUCGUUCGUCAACGACAUCUUUGAGCGGAUUGCGUCGGAGGCCUCGAAGCUCGCUCAGUACUCGAAGAAGUCUACCAUCUCGUCGCGGGAGAUUCAGACUAGCGUGCGCCUUAUCCUGCCUGGAGAGCUGGCGAAACACGCCAUCAGCGAGGGGACGAAGUCUGUCACCAAGUUCUCUUCAGCCAGUACUACAAAGUAGUCACGCGACGCAUGGAAUGUCUGUAUCCUUAUUAUUGUUUCUAUCUACAUCAGCUUGUGC
Molecule: messenger RNA, 723 nt
Organism: Mycena citricolor
Lineage: Eukaryota; Fungi; Basidiomycota; Agaricomycetes; Agaricales; Mycenaceae
Source: the annotation of a GenBank genome assembly